UUUCGAGUGAUUUUACCAGUAAAGGAGCGCACAUCAACAGGGAGUAUGACGUCACCUCAUACACAAACAACAAUGCAGCAUCCGGAUUACGAUUAUAUGCAGCAGCAGCAACAACAGCCAGACUACAUCCAACCACAUUACGCAGCACCUAGCAGUCCUCCGACUUUUAUCGCAGAGCUUCCUGCGCCUCCGCCGCCUGCGCCGCACACUACCACAUCACCGCAACAACUUAACCAGGAUGAAUUGCUUGCGCAUAAGCUGCAACAGUUGGAGGUUGAGGAUGCGAGGAGGUCGUCUAUGAGCUUACGUGGAAGCUGGGAGGGCCAACGACGGUCGCUGGGAGCGGCAACGUCGCAGCUUGAUCUGAGAGGCGGUGCGGCAGGAGGAGCGGGAAGAGGCAGGCUGCAUUCCAAGAGUGUGUCGGAGUUGAGGGGUCCGGCAAAUAUAUCAACGUCGCUUUCUCCUCGUGGAUCCAGUAUUGGAAAUACUCCUUCUACUACUAAUCAACAGGCUAGACCGCAUUCCCAAAGCCUGUCGUCGACAAUGCCUGCUUACAGCCCGGAUUCCUUCAGUCGGCCUAUUGGUAUAGAAACUAGCGAUCUUCCAGAGGUUGUCGUUGAGGAUAGUUCUGCGACAUGGGCGCCAGAACUAAGCCAGCUUCCGGAGGUAGUCGUAGGUCCCCACGUAGUAACUGGCAGUGGAGAGGUACAUAAGCUGCCCUCUCCUACGACAAGCCCAAGACCGACUCCCCCAAAGACACCAGACAACCCGUCCUCCAUCUCGAGAUAUCUAGAAGAGCAUCUCCAAGUCCCAUAUCCACCACAAUGGGCUCUUCAGCCUCCCGUAGCAACAUUCUACGGGGUAACCAUCCGCGCUCCUAAGUCCGACUCCUGGCUCGAUACACCCCAGUCCCAGCAAUGGCGAACAACUCGCAUCACGCGCAAACCCGGCAAAAACGUCCCACCAGCGUUCGAAUUCACCUUCAAAUCCAAAGGCGGCACUUUUCGCGACCCGCAAUACACCUGGACCAUGUCCCACUCCACCCUCACCAACAAGAACAAAACGCACCCCUACCAACUCCAACCCGAAUGGCGCUACCACCUCCGCAUGGAACCCGACCACAAGAUCCGCAAAUCCGAACACGUCUAUCCCGCCCGAUCAACAGCGGGCUUCAUAACCACCUAUGUGCACGCCACCAACUACGACAGCCUCCGCUUCGUCGGCCCCGGCGGGCUCCUCUACAAAUGGGUGUCCCACGCGCCCGUGACCGGCCUCAACGGCUCUCGCCACGACGCCCUCCGCCACGCGCUCUUCGUCUCGCACGACGGAACCUCCGACCCGCUCUACGGCCACCUCGUCGCCGACCACGCCUACUGGGACGGCUUCAUCGACACCACGUCCCCGCACCCCAACACCGUCUGCACCAGCUGCAGCACCGCCCCCAUCACGGGCCUCCGCUACAAAUGCCGCACAUGCCUCGACGAUCACAACGUCUGCGACCCCUGCCGUGCUUCCAAACGCUCCAUCAAAAAUACCUGCGUCUUCACCCUUGUCAACCUCCCCGACGAAACGCUGCAUAUCCGCUCCCCACGCAUCGAUCCCGCGCUCGUCGUGGCCACCUUGCAGGUUCUCAAAGAUUGGGAGUUUCAUACGCUACGCUGGGAACGCAUGGCUAGUCCGAGGCUAUUCGCUGAUAGCGAGGCGCUUGCGAGGAAGGGGGCUUUGGGACGCAUUAGGCAUUGGCGGAGAGAGGAUCUGGAUCGCAAGGGGAGAUGGGCUGAGGUUGGGGAGGUUUUUGGGACCGUGGUUAAAGCUAGGGAGGUCGAGGAUGGAUUUGGGGUCGAUGAUGUUGUUGCAGGUGGUAAAGAGGGUAAAGGGGUGGGGAAGAUUGUUAAGGAUCGAGAGGGGAGGGGGAGUUUGGGGAGUGUGGGGGGGUAGGGGGCGGAGUGAGGAGUGGUGUUUUUGAGUUCUGAAAUCUGUUUUAUUUCCCAAAUGAAUGCAUUAUUGAAAGUUAUGAGCAUCGCUAUCGCUAUUUAUAUUCUAUUCUACUCUAUUUGGAUCUUACAGUUCGACACUCAGCACACUCCUCCGAUAAAAAACUAAACUUCUUGUCUUUAUUUAACACACACUCUCUAAAUCAUCGCAUUUUCAUGCGUCCACAAACACCCACCACAUCCAAGAAUCACACAAGAAAAACUCCCUCU
This is a messenger RNA of Periconia digitata, 2204 nucleotides long. NCBI's taxonomy places the organism in Eukaryota, Fungi, Ascomycota, Dothideomycetes, Pleosporales, Periconiaceae. The record is from the annotation of a GenBank genome assembly.